Messenger RNA from Phacochoerus africanus (Common warthog), 2736 nucleotides. It is a transcript of the gene ZIC3, whose product is annotated as Zic family member 3. Gene Ontology annotation, molecular function: RNA polymerase II cis-regulatory region sequence-specific DNA binding; DNA-binding transcription factor activity, RNA polymerase II-specific. Gene Ontology annotation, biological process: regulation of transcription by RNA polymerase II; central nervous system development. Lineage: Eukaryota; Metazoa; Chordata; Mammalia; Artiodactyla; Suidae. The transcript is spliced from 3 exons. The record is from RefSeq and is a predicted model, not a curated record. The coding region runs from base 548 to 1951 and encodes 467 amino acids. Gene Ontology annotation, cellular component: nucleus.
AUCAGUCCAAGGACAUUACUCUGGAGGCGAAGAGGCUGGGACUGGCGCGGCGAGCGGCGAGGACCGAGCCUGCCUCCUGCCUGCCGGCCACUAGCCGGCUCUGCUUCUAAGCGCAGUCUAGCCGGGAGGCCGGUGCCGAGGGAGCCUCCUGGCCCCGCGGUUCUGAGCUCUCGGGGAGAGGAAGGGUGCCCGGGGCUGGAUUGGCAAACUCCGCCCUCCACUUAUUAUUUUGCUUAUUUUUCUUUGUGCGCGCCUGUUAGUUUGUUAAACCAGAUCUAGUCCCAGAGUCUUUUCUCCUCCCUUCUCUCCCCCUCCUUCUCCCCCCUCCUCCCCCCCUCCAGGUCCUUCUACUUCCCCUCCUCCCUCCUAUCCCUCUGCAGGAGACUCUCGCAGCGACGGAAAGUUGCAGCCCCUGGUACCGCCUUGGGGGUCUUCCGACGGUGUCCAACCGCCGCCACCCCUCUCCGACUACGACACUUCGGAGAUCUCCUUCGCCCGCACCCUCGCUCAUUUCAGCCGGAUCGCUGGUGCCCAGAACGCCCCACCCAUGACGAUGCUCCUGGACGGAGGCCCGCAGUUCCCCGGGCUGGGAGUGGGCAGCUUCGGCGCGCCGCGCCACCAUGAGAUGCCCAACCGCGAGCCGGCGGGCAUGGGUCUGAAUCCCUUCGGGGACUCGCCCCACGCCGCCGCCGCCGCCGCCGCCGCCGCUGCCUUCAAGCUGAGCCCCGCCGCGGCUCACGAUCUGUCUUCGGGCCAGAGCUCGGCGUUCACGCCGCAGGGUUCGGGUUACGCCAACGCCCUGGGCCAUCAUCACCACCACCAUCACCACCAUCACCACGCCGGCCAGGUGCCCAGCUACGGCGGUGCCGCCUCCGCCGCGUUCAACUCCACGCGCGACUUUCUGUUCCGCCAGCGCGGCUCCGGGCUGGGCGAGGCGGCCUCAGGUAGCGGGCAGCACGGGCUCUUCGCCGGCUCGGCGAGCAGCCUGCACGCUCCGGCUGGCAUUCCCGAGCCCCCCGGCUACCUGCUCUUCCCCGGGCUGCACGAGCAGGGCGCCGGGCACCCGUCGCCCACCGGGCACGUGGACAAUAACCAGGUCCACCUUGGGCUGCGCGGAGAGCUGUUUGGCCGCGCCGACCCGUACCGCCCGGUGGCCAGCCCGCGCACGGACCCCUACACGGCCGGCGCGCAGUUCCCUAACUACAGCCCCAUGAACAUGAACAUGGGCGUGAACGUGGCGGCCCACCACGGGCCUGGCGCCUUCUUUCGUUACAUGCGGCAGCCCAUCAAGCAGGAGCUGUCGUGCAAGUGGAUCGACGAGGCUCAGCUGAGCCGGCCCAAGAAGAGCUGCGACCGGACCUUCAGCACCAUGCAUGAGCUGGUGACACAUGUCACCAUGGAGCAUGUGGGGGGCCCGGAGCAGAACAACCACGUCUGCUACUGGGAGGAGUGCCCCCGCGAGGGCAAGUCCUUCAAGGCGAAGUACAAACUGGUCAAUCACAUUCGGGUGCACACGGGCGAGAAGCCUUUCCCGUGCCCCUUCCCGGGCUGCGGCAAGAUUUUUGCCCGCUCCGAGAACCUCAAGAUCCACAAGAGGACCCACACAGGUGAGAAACCUUUCAAAUGUGAAUUUGAAGGCUGUGACAGACGCUUUGCCAACAGCAGCGACCGCAAGAAGCACAUGCAUGUGCACACUUCGGACAAGCCCUAUAUCUGCAAAGUGUGCGACAAGUCCUACACGCACCCGAGCUCCCUGCGCAAGCACAUGAAGGUUCAUGAAUCUCAAGGGUCAGAUUCCUCCCCUGCUGCCAGUUCAGGCUAUGAAUCUUCCACUCCACCCGCUAUAGCUUCUGCAAACAGUAAAGAUACCACUAAAACCCCUUCUGCAGUUCAAACUAGCACCAGCCACAACCCUGGACUUCCUCCCAAUUUUAACGAAUGGUACGUCUGAGGACAAACACAAACACAAACCCUGUUAACCAUAGAAUGGACCAAAUGCAUUUUAAAAAGAAAACUGAGACCAAUCAGAUGGAAAUGGAGUUUUAAGGCAAGAGGCCAUACAUAGGGCUACAUCUUGUUCAUUGCAAUUGUCCAGGAAGGCUUUGGGGCAAGAUCCAAAAGUAGUCAUGCCCUUUUCUCAGGAUUAGAAAAUAUGUUUUGGCAUUUGAAGGAUUAAAACAAAAAAUCUUUUCACUGCAUUUUCUUCCCCUUUCUCUUGCUCUCUGCUCACCCCAUCCCUGAACGCCUUCAGUUCAUUUUAACUCUUGUCCUGUUCCUUGAGAGGAAGUUACAGAAGGCUUGGUGGUGGUGGUGAUGUUAAAAUUGAUGGAAAAAUCUUCGCCUUAGUGGUGAUUGUUUAAACUCUCACAGUCUUAAACCGUGCCAAAGUCCUGUUAUGUCUUGAACUUUUCCUCAAAGCAUUACACUUGUGAAUGUAUUUUUGUCGAAUGGGGUCGAAACUGUUGUUCAGUAUUUUUUCAGGCUGAGGAUGUGAUGUUACUCUACACAGAUUGUGACGUUUAGUAUACAGUUGCCUUUUGUAAGAACUUUUUUUUUGUAAAUACAUAUCCAUUGAUGCCAUAUUUAUCGUUUGUAAUUUAAUUAUUGCUACAAGUGCCGGGAACUGAACAAUAUUUAUGGAUAAAUGUUUUCUAACAAAUUCUGUACAGCUUUUGAUUAUAACCGCUUUAGCAUUAAAUUUUAUUGUUUUGAAAGAAGAACACAAUUUACAAUUUU